AAAGUUCAAGAACAAAAACGAUCAGAGCGACUCUAUACUUGUGAGGUUGCGACUCAAAACAAUCGAAAUAAACCUUUUUAUUGUAAACUGAACCCUAUAUACAUAAACUAGCGUAUUGUGAUUGUGAUUAUAAAUUGUUAUUUUACAAAUAAUAAUUGUAUUUAUCAACUAUUUUUUUGUUGAACUGUCAAAAUAUAAACAAGCUUAAUUGAAGACUAGGUUUUUUAUUAUAUUAUCCAGCUGAUGAUGUUCUAAGAAUAAUUAAACAGAAUAAAAUGUUGGGAAUAAUUGUGUCCGGUCGUCUGGUGCAAACAGACUUUCAGCAAAUAAGUGAAAAUCAAUUUUUAAUAAAUGUACCCGAUGCUGACAAUGUCAAUCACAUUGUUAUAUUUCUCACGGGUACAGUGCCUCUUCCUGAGGGAAUGGGUGGUGCAGUGUACUUCAGCUGGCCAGACACGAACGCUCCUCCAAACUGGCAGUUUCUAGGUUACAUCUCCAACAACAAACCAUCGGCGAUCUUCCGGAUAUCGGACCUAAAGAAGAACCACGAGUUCGAGAACGCGAACCUGGGGAUCUUCGGUGCUAAAAUAUCUCACUCAGCGCAAAUAGGAAUCUCUGUGGAGCCGCUUUCAGCCAUUGAACCUUUAUCGGCGUUAGUCGCGAGCACGACUACUGAGUCACACGUUAAAUUCGCCCAGAAGAUGAUCAUCAACUUUAUGAAUUACGUGUCUAGUUUCUCAGUAACUCAGUCGCAGAUGACUCCCAAUCCUACGGAGAAUUUCGUACCGCUGUCGUCAGUCCAAGGCUGGUAUGAGACUUUCGAGCGACGGCUGCAACAAAAUCCAAACUUUUGGAAACAAUUGUGAUGGUUAAAUGGUUAAACACUAUGAUUAAUUCUCACCAUUCGUCUCAUUUAAUGUCUUUUAUAUUCUUAUACUUUUAUUAAAAUCAAUCUUUAUUGAUAAGUACGCUAACUAUUAAUAUUUAUCAUUUCUUUUUUUAUGUCCAGUUAAAUAACAAAUCAGUUCAGAUCUAAUAAAAAAAAUUCAUU
This is a messenger RNA of Cotesia glomerata, 1051 nucleotides long. Its product is annotated as protein OPI10 homolog. The record is from RefSeq and is a predicted model, not a curated record. Gene Ontology annotation, cellular component: nucleus; cytosol. The transcript is spliced from 3 exons. Gene Ontology annotation, biological process: protein import into nucleus. Lineage: Eukaryota; Metazoa; Arthropoda; Insecta; Hymenoptera; Braconidae. Gene Ontology annotation, molecular function: Hsp70 protein binding; nuclear import signal receptor activity. The coding region runs from base 276 to 866 and encodes 196 amino acids.